AAGUCAGGACGGACCAAGAAGGAGCAGAAAAGCAAGAUGAAUGAUGUGAAACUUGCUGUCUUGGGUGGUGAAGGAACGGGCAAAUCUGCCCUUACAGUAAGGUUUCUUACCAAGCGAUUUAUUGGAGAAUAUGCUUCUAAUUUUGAAUCUAUCUAUAAAAAGCAUUUGUAUUUGGAAGGGAAGCAAUUGAAUCUAGAAAUAUACGACUCUUGUUCUCAGCCACAGAAAGCAAAAUUUUCCCUCACAAGUGAGCUGCAUUGGGCAGAUGGGUUUGUUAUUGUGUAUGACAUCAGUGACAGGUCUUCGUUUGCUUUUGCAAAAGCACUAAUCUACAGAAUUCGGGAGCCACAGACUAGUCAUUGUAAAAGAGCUGUGGAAUCAGCUGUGCUUUUGGUGGGUAACAAGCAAGAUCUCUGUCAUGUGCGAGAGGUUGGCUGGGAAGAAGGGCAAAAGCUGGCACUGGAUAACCGGUGCCAAUUCUGUGAACUGUCUGCAGCAGAGCAGUCUCUGGAGGUGGAAGUGAUGUUUAUCAGAAUUAUCAAGGGCAUCCUGACAAACUUCAAACUCAAAGAAAAGAGAAGACCCAGUGGAUCUAAAUCCAUGGCCAAACUGAUCAAUAAUGUAUUUGGAAAGAGAAGGAAAUCUGUUUAAUUGACAUGUGAUCCUAAGGGAUUUUUAUUAUAUCAGAGAGUUUCAAACGUUUGUAUGGUAAUUAAAUUUAGCCUUUGUAUGCAAUUAAAAAAUUCUCUUAGAGAUAUGAAAUAAUUGA
Messenger RNA from Eubalaena glacialis (North Atlantic right whale), 769 nucleotides. It is a transcript of the gene RERGL, whose product is annotated as RERG like. The record is from RefSeq and is a predicted model, not a curated record. NCBI's taxonomy places the organism in Eukaryota, Metazoa, Chordata, Mammalia, Artiodactyla, Balaenidae. Gene Ontology annotation, molecular function: GTP binding; GTPase activity. Bases 37 to 651 code for a protein of 204 amino acids. The transcript is spliced from 5 exons.